AUGGCAAAUGACCAGGACCAGCCGCAGCUGGAAGUUCUUACCAUGCUUGAUGCCGCCAAAACACAAUUCUACCACUUCAGAGCGGUGGUCAUCUCCGGCAUGGGAUUCUUCACAGAUUCCUACGACCUUUUCUGCAUUUCCCUCGUCACCAAACUCCUCGGUCGAAUCUACUACACCGUCCCGGGGUCCCCUAAACCCGGCAGUCUCCCUCCUAACGUGGCCGCCGCCGUCAACGGAGUCGCCCUCUGCGGCACCCUCGCUGGCCAGCUAUUCUUCGGCUGGCUCGGCGAUAAGCUCGGCCGCAAAUGCGUCUAUGGCAUAACCCUAAUGCUCAUGGUGGGCUGCUCCCUCUUCUCCGGCCUCUCCUUCGGCAGCUCCCCCACCUCCGUCAUGGCCACCCUCUGCUUCUUCCGCUUCUGGCUCGGCUUCGGCAUCGGAGGCGACUACCCACUCUCCGCCACCAUCAUGGCGGAGUACUCCAACAAAAAGACCCGCGGCGCGUUUAUUGCCGCUGUCUUUGCCAUGCAAGGGUUUGGGAUUUUGGCCGGAGGAAUGGUGGCUAUCAUAGUUUCAACUAUCUUCCGUGCGCUUUAUCCCGCGCAACCGUACUCGGUGAACCCCACCGGGUCCAUCCCUGCUGAGGUCGACUACGUAUGGAGGAUCAUUCUCAUGUUCGGAGCUCUUCCGGCGGCGCUUACCUAUUACUGGCGAAGAAAAAUGCCGGAGACCCCUCGCUACACUGCCUUGGUGGCCAAGGAUGGAGCCAAAGCUUGUGAAGACAUGUCCAAAGUCCUAAACGUCGACAUAAAAGAGCAAAAAGUAGUGCAGAGCAAGGCGACGUCGUUUGGUCUGUUUUCCAAGGAGUUCAUGAGGCGACAUGGUUUACAUUUACUGGGAACAGCCGCUUGUUGGUUCUUGCUGGACAUUGCUUACUACAGCCAAAACCUUUUCCAGAAGGACAUUUUCAGCGCCGUGGGGUGGCUGCCCUCUGCAAAGUCCAUGAGUGCCCUUGAUGAGCUUUUCAAGAUCGCUAGGGCACAAACCCUAAUUGCUCUUUGCGGAACUGUCCCCGGCUAUUGGGUCACUGUGUUUCUGAUCGACCGCAUCGGACGAUUCCUUAUUCAGCUGAUUGGGUUCUUUUUCAUGACUGCUUUCAUGUUUGUUUUGGCAUUUGGGUACCAGCAUUGGAUUCAGCCGGAGAACAACAUUGGGUUUAUUGUGAUUUAUGGGCUGACAUUUUUCUUUGCCAAUUUCGGACCUAAUAGCACCACAUUUGUUGUGCCGGCCGAGAUUUUUCCAGCAAGGUUUCGGUCCACUUGUCAUGGGAUUUCGGCGGCUUUCGGCAAGGCAGGUGCGAUUGUUGGAGCUUUUGGGUUCUUGUAUGCGUCGCAGAAUCAAGACAAGGCUAAGACUGAUGCAGGGUUUCCGGCUGGAAUUGGAAUGAAGAAUUCUCUGUUGGUGCUUGCAGUGAUCAAUAUCAUAGGGUUGUUAUUUACGUUCUUGGUUCCUGAAUCCAAGGGAAAAUCCCUCGAGGAGAUGUCAAGGGAGAAUGAACAACAAGAACAAGUAGGUGAUCUUGAAAACCAAGUUAAGGCUAUUGUUUAG
Molecule: messenger RNA, 1605 nt
Organism: Rosa rugosa (rugosa rose)
Lineage: Eukaryota; Viridiplantae; Streptophyta; Magnoliopsida; Rosales; Rosaceae
Product: probable inorganic phosphate transporter 1-2
Exons: 1
Coding region: 1-1605 (534 amino acids)
Biological process (GO): transmembrane transport; phosphate ion transport
Cellular component (GO): membrane
Molecular function (GO): phosphate transmembrane transporter activity
Source: RefSeq, a predicted model, not a curated record